AUGAGACUAUCUACAGCUGGUUUAACAGAGGAGGAAAUGCCAGAGCUUGCAAAUUUUGCCCAAUGGCUACUAGAUGUCGGUGAAGGAAAGGUUGAGACUGUUAAAAGAAAUGAGGAAGAGGAGCAACCUACCUGGAUACGAAUGCUUGACAACAUGCUUGUGCACUCUGAAAAAUGUGAUAUUAAAGAUAUCACUUCUGAGGUUUAUGAUGGAUUCAUGACACUAUACCAAGAUCCAAAUUACUUGAAGGAAAGAGUCAUUGUGAUAGGAACAAAUGAUGCAGUGGAUUUAAUUAAUUCCAAGGUGCUUUCACUGCUUCCUUCAGACCAGAAGUUGUACCUUAGUUUCGAUUCUAUUUGCAAAGUCACUGGAGGCUUAGAAGAAAAUGAUAUUUUAUACCCUCCUGAAUUCUUGAAUUCACUAUCAUUCAAUGGUGUUCCAAAUCAUGAGCUUCACCUUAAAAUUAAUGCGUUGGUCAUGUUGUUACGAAAUCUCAACCAGAGCAGUGGAUUGUGUAAUGGAACUAGGCUAUUGGUUACAAGAUUGGGAGAAAGAGUGGUGGAAGCUACUAUUAUGACGGGCAAUAACAUUGGCGACAAAGUUUAUAUUCCCAGAAUCAUUAUGUCGGCAACAGAGAGAAAAUGGCCUUUUACAAUCAGGCGGAGACAAUUCCCUUUGCGAUUGUGUUAUGCAAUAACAAUAAACAAAAGUCAAGGUCAAACUCUCACAAAAGUUGGGUUGUAUCUUCCAAGACCAGUCUUUUCACAUGGACAAUUCUAUGUUGCUGUGUCAAGGGUUGAUUCUAUUCUUCUUCGUUCUUGUGUUUCAUUUAUUUACUUCUUCUACAUUGAAGAUAUCAUAUAUGCUUCUACACUUUGUCAGGAAAAACUUCAGAGUGUGCCCAAGCGAAAAUAUGCUUUGAGUUGGGUCAUAAAAAAAGUUUCUGGGAAUCCAAGGUCAAAACACAAAAGCAAUACUACGCAUGAAAAAAUAAUCACUUGCAAGACCUAUGGAUCAUAUAUCACAAGGUAUAUUGUCCUAUGUCGAGGCUCACUUGCAGUCAUGGCUCAGAAGAUAUGGUAA
This is a messenger RNA of Tripterygium wilfordii, 1083 nucleotides long. RefSeq lists its product as uncharacterized. NCBI's taxonomy places the organism in Eukaryota, Viridiplantae, Streptophyta, Magnoliopsida, Celastrales, Celastraceae. The record is from RefSeq and is a predicted model, not a curated record. The transcript is spliced from 4 exons. Bases 1 to 1083 code for a protein of 360 amino acids.